AGAGGCAAGUGAACUAUGAGUCAUUCUCAAGCUACACUACCAUUUUCACAGCAACAAGGAACAAAAAAGGGAGCAGAGGGAGGGAAAAGGAUGUCAGAAAAUCUCACUUAUGCUGGCUUGAAUGUGGCUGAAUUAAACAGGUCAAGACUACAGAAGGACACUGAUAUCCCAGGUUGUGUAUAUGCAGAAGUGAAAGUUAAAUCCCUAGACACAAGUGCUGUAGCUAGCUACAAGGCACAUGGUCCCACUGGUCAAGCAGACAUGAUAAACAGCAAAGACGGCAGAAGGGGUAAAAGCUGUUUCUCCAGAACAUGUGUUGCUGUAUUGAUUGCUAUGAUAGUGUUCCUCCUCCUGGCCUUAGGGUUGGGGCUGAUACUGAUGUUUUUAAGGACUCAGAAGCCUCCUGCAGAACAAGAAUCUCCCAUAGGCAGUAUGUCAGAAGAAAGAGCCCUUCCAAACACAGGCAGCCCACCUCACUCAGAAACAUUUUCUACCACCUCUGAAGAGACGAUAGGCUGCCCCUCAGGUUGGAUAAGAAACAGGAAGAAAUGCUACUUCUUUUCUCAGAGCAGGGUCAUAAAAGACUGGGACACCUACCGCCAGGAAUGUAAGGAAAUAGAUUCAGACCUGGUGAUCAUCAACAACAGGGAAGAACUGGAGUAUCUUUUUUCAAAAUCAAAAGGCCAUUACUAUUUACUUGGUCUCAAGUAUUCCGGCAGUGAGAGGAAAUGGAAGUGGAUUAAUGGUACAGAACACCGCACAGACAUAUUUAAAAUAGCAGGAAAGAUGACCGACUACUUCUGCACUGUCAUUGGAUUUGACCAAGUAGCAACUGCAUCUUGCAAUGGAUCCUCAACAACACAAAAUAUGUGUGAAAAAGCUGCAAAUAUUUCAGCUCUCCCAAAAAUGGCAGAAACAGAGACAUAAGCAAGAGGUCUAGGCUGGAAUCUUACCCUUAUCUUCCUGUAGGAACAUUGCGUGGGAUUUGUUUCACUUAGCUUUUGCUGCCUUAAAUACCUAGUCUAAGCAAGUCUGACUGGCUCCCUUUAGAGUCACCUUGCCAAGCUUAGCACUCUUUCCUUAGAUAGGUGUCCAAGACUGGAUGGAUCACUCUCUAGAGGAGCUUGCAUUUGCACUCUAUAGGAGCCUGGAUGACUUGCUCUCACUAGAUGUCUGGCUUUUAGGUGGCUACCAUUAGGUGAGAUGAGUCCUGCCUCAGUGGUAGGUGUGAUCACAGACAGGUCCUGUAUCUCACAGACAUAUGCAUAUAUACUCACACACCCACUGUCCUGCUUAUGCACAAGGAGAUACUUCUAAGUAUUGCCAUAGAGUGGCCUUCACUGCAGCCACAAGUGAAGGUUAACAUGUAUUUAUGUUUUGGAUCCUGCAGGCAAGUGUAACCACACUCAUGCCCAUGUAUAACAGACAUGAUUGACCAGUCAAAUGUGUGUGUAUAAGCCUUACCCUCCCUUACCCUUAAAGACCUCCUCUGUUAAAAAACACAGUUGAUCCACAUCCUGUGGGGCUAAAAUGUGAUUUCCACCAGAAGUGAGAUGAUCCUACACUGUAAAUCUGUGCAUAAAAUCACCAGCAAUCCUGUGCAGGUGAGGGAAAGUGUGUCAUAUUUAGUGCCAGCCCUGAUGACAAAGUGCUCUGGACGAGGAGCAGUAGGGAUCACCAGAAUCUGAAAAACAGAGCCAGAAUUGCACCAACAAAAACAGCUCAACUGCACCAGAAAAUAAUCAAACUGAGAAAAGAGAUGACUGUGAAGAAGUUGGUGAGAGGUGUGAGAGUGACCUACAGGAAAUAAGAACGCAGCAGAUUGACCUGUUUUUUCAGGAUAGUUAUCAGUGAAGAAAAUCAUGCCAGAAGUUUUUUCCUGCACUGAAAUGUGACAGCAAGCAGCAGCAGCUGGUGGUACCAGUGGAGUAGAGUAGUGACUAGCAAAGAGUGAACAUAACCAGAGCUCUUCCGAUGUUCUUCCUUGGGAUCCUGGGGCUUGUGUGACUCCAAGGAUUAGAGUUUCACAAUCUCCUUUGAACACUGUGAGGCAGAAUCACUCCUACUUCAAAUGUUACCAUGGUCACGUCAUGGCUCUCUUCUGCAUCUGCAGGAUGGAGAAAGCUCUGUGAAUUCCUUAAUAAAGUGAUAGUGAUGUCAUGCUUGCA
Messenger RNA from Dromaius novaehollandiae (emu), 2168 nucleotides. Its product is annotated as killer cell lectin-like receptor subfamily B member 1. Gene Ontology annotation, cellular component: plasma membrane; cell surface. The transcript is spliced from 9 exons. Bases 16 to 927 code for a protein of 303 amino acids. The record is from RefSeq and is a predicted model, not a curated record. Gene Ontology annotation, molecular function: signaling receptor activity. Lineage: Eukaryota; Metazoa; Chordata; Aves; Casuariiformes; Dromaiidae. Gene Ontology annotation, biological process: regulation of natural killer cell mediated cytotoxicity.